Messenger RNA from Synchiropus splendidus (mandarinfish), 5068 nucleotides. RefSeq names its product adenosine A2b receptor (gene adora2b). Bases 251 to 1300 code for a protein of 349 amino acids. The record is from RefSeq and is a predicted model, not a curated record. Lineage: Eukaryota; Metazoa; Chordata; Actinopteri; Syngnathiformes; Callionymidae. Gene Ontology annotation, biological process: vasodilation; G protein-coupled adenosine receptor signaling pathway; adenylate cyclase-activating G protein-coupled receptor signaling pathway. The transcript is spliced from 2 exons. Gene Ontology annotation, molecular function: G protein-coupled adenosine receptor activity. Gene Ontology annotation, cellular component: membrane.
GACCCUGAGGGAUGCUGCUUCGCACCGGCGUCGCGCUGCGUGGCCGAUGUUUGUUUCGGUAACUUAGAUCUGAAUGUUUCCAUCACUUUUCAAGUCUUGCGAGCGCACGUGCGGUGCAGACAAGUCGUAUCUAGACCUUAUCUCCUCCAGAUGAACGCUUGCGGAAAAGUCGCGGGUCACAGCUGGAGCGUUUUGUCCGCCGCGGGAUUGGAAGCAGGAGCAUUGGGGUUGCGCGCACAAACCUGCUGAGAUGAACACCGCCUACAUCGUCAUUGAAGUGGUCAUAGCAGUUCUCUCGAUCUCCGGCAACGUCCUGGUCUGCUGGGCUGUGGCCAUCAACACCACCCUGAAGAACGCCACCAACUACUUCCUGGUGUCACUGGCCGUAGCAGACAUCCUGGUCGGUUGCCUCGCCAUCCCCUUCGCCAUCACCAUCAGCAUUGGCAUCAAACUGGACUUCUAUGGCUGUCUGUUCCUGGCGUGCUUCGUCCUGGUGCUGACUCAAAGUUCCAUCUUCAGUUUGCUGGCCAUUGCCAUCGACAGAUACCUGGCCAUCAAGAUCCCUCUGAGGUACAAGGAGUUGAUGACUGAGAAAGCUGCGCGAGAAAUCAUCGCCAUUUUAUGGAUUUUAUCUUUCAUCAUUGGACUCAUCCCUUUCUUUGGCUGGAACAAGAAGUCCGAAGCCUGCAGCAGCAAUAGCUCAGAGAUAGCCAACAGCACUGACUCUGGUCUGACUGCUAACUACUGUAGUGGAGAACUACUGUGCAGCUGUGUGCGCCAGUGCUUCUUUGAAAGUGUAGUGGACAUGCACUACAUGGUGUACUUUAACUUCUUCGUGUGCGUGCUGCUGCCCCUGCUCAUUAUGCUGGGCAUCUACAUGAAGAUCUUCACUGUGGCCAGGAAGCAACUGAGACAGAUUGAGCUCAAGUGUGUGGGCAACGGGGACAGCCAUCACCAUGGCCUGCUACAGCGCGAGAUCCGUGCUGCCAAGUCGCUCUCCAUUAUCGUUGGCCUGUUUGCCAUUUGCUGGCUUCCUGUCCACAUCCUCAACUGCCUCACGCUGUUUUACAAACAGCUGUACAAGCCAGACCUUGUCAUGUAUGUGGCCAUCAUUCUGUCACAUGCCAACUCUGCAGUCAACCCCAUCAUCUACGCAUAUCGCAUCCAGGACUUCAGGAACACCUUCCGCAAGAUCCUGGCCCAAAAUUUAAUGUGCCAAAGAGAUGAGUGGUAUUUGAACUCCAGUGGCUGCAAGCCCAAUAAAGACCAGAUACAUAUGACUAUUGACCCUCUGCUAUAGAAUGGCACGAGUCUAAUGCUAAUCUGGAUGUCAUUCUAAUGUUUACCAUACGUGACGUUACUAUGUUUGCGUGCGUGUGUGUUUGUGUGUGUGGUCCUAUAACUAUACUUGUCGGGACCACACCUACUUGUGGGGAUCUUAUGGAUUUGUGGGUACAUUUUGUCAGUCUCAACAAAUUUAAGCCUCAAUUUGAGGAUUAAAAAUUCAAAAUAACUGGAUCAUUAUAAUUGAAUUUUCGUUUGGUUACAUCCAGGUUAAUGUUAGCCAUUUGUUUUGGGAUGGUUAGGUUUAAGGUGGAAGGCUGGGGAAAGCAUUAUGUCAAUGAAAUCUCCUCACAAAACACAUGUACAAAAACUGUGUGUGUGUGUGAACUUGUUUAGCUGUACCUGUGGGGACCUAUUCUUGGAAACACACCACCUUAUUGGGCCGUUUUGCGAUUUGUGCUGACCUUUUGCCGGACCCCACAAGUUUAAGCCUCAAUUUGAGGAUAAAAAAAAGUUGGUCACUAUAAUUGAAUUUAGAUUUAGGUCCUGGUUAAGUUUAGCCAUUUGUUUUGGAUGGUUAGGUUUAGGGUGGGAGGCUGGGGAAAGCAUAAAAGUCAAUGAAAUGUCCCCACAAAACAUAAAAAAACCACGACUGUGCGUGUGCAUGCUAGGACCUUAUGUGUAUUUAUUGACAUUAAACAGUUUGUGAGACUAGUAUCUCACUGAAUGUUUGUACAGUAUUUGAAGGACUUUUGUUGUAAGUUGACUGGAGGAAAAAGCGACCAGAACUCCAACUUUGCUAUGUCACUGUGAAAGAAAGGGCAAUUAUUUUGUUAUACUUACAUGUUUUAGGAGUUCACAGCUGUGUUAGCGAGAUGAAAUUUCACCUUAACAUAUGCCAUUUCCUUCAAAUAACCCACAAAGGACCAUGAGAGUGCUGACACACUGUGCCAUAUAAACACUUACGGACAUCAUGGAGCCACUUUUUAACCAUUGGCAAUUGUCUUAAAAGAUGAAGAGGUGUGUUUUGUAGUUGUGAGGGAGAGCAAUGCAGUAGACAAUUCUUAGCAGCCAGCUUUUCUGACACGAUCUAGAUCAGGGGUCUUCAAACAAACACGUUUAGUAUUACGGACACUCUCUCAUGUCUCUGACAUGUAAUAAAAGCUGAACCGCAUCAUCGGUAAACAGCACAUCCGUGGGGAUGGCAGAAACUGCGCAGAAGAAAAUGUGCGGCUGCGUGUGGAAGCAGCAUAAUGCCAUCCUAGAUGGGAAAUUUCAGUUGAGUGUGUUUGUUUUGUGGCAGAGAGGCGCUCUCUGAUGACAUCAUUUUACCGAACACUGUUUUCUCAAUGAUCGUAAAAUAAUAAACAAAAAUGGGCACAAAGUUGCAUUUUAUUUUUGCACAUUUUCACUUGACUCGCUAAAAAUGUAGAACCAUUCGGAUGGAAACCCUGUUAGUACUGUUAAGGUUUUUCAUUGAUCAGUGAGUUUUUCCUCUCACAUUUUUUCUCCUAUUAUUGCUGCGUACAUUUUUCUCAGUGUGGUUUUAGCAUAUGGUAGAAGUUCCCUCUUCUCUCUUACCUUUCCUGUAGCCGAGGCAGUGGUCUUUUAUAACCACAGUAGGUGUUCCCCACACCUCAACUCACCUCAACAUUUGACUGUCAGUCGAGUGCUGCUGACACCUGAUUCAUGAACAGUGUGUCUGUGCUCGAGGACUGUGUUGAAGACCCCUGAUCUAAAUUGCAGGUUUGUCAGAAAGCAUUCAAUGAAAGAGCUUUUUCAAAUACUUAUCCUGGAUAUGAACGACCCAUGAAUGUCCAUCAGAAUCUGUGAGUCCUCUAAAUCUGCUGUCACUGAGGUGAUGAUAUGAUUUUGCCAUAUACCAAAACACCAUUAAAUAACUUUUGGAAUCAAUAAAACAAAACUCUUAGGAUGUGGGUUCGCAGUUACUCUAAAUUUACUUGAAGUCUAGCAACUUCUUGCCAAGAUUACAUGUGAGCCAACUUUGUUAAUAAACUGCUUUGUUGAAGUUCUGUGGUUGAUAUUUGUGAUAAGUUGUCAGUAAUUGUUAGUAACCAAACGUGUUUGAAAUUAUCGUAAAACGUGCUCGACACAGAAGUUAAUCGGAAAAACAAAAUUCAAUAUUAGGGGCAAAAUUUGAUGUUUAAACCAGAAUGUGGAUCACCAAGCUGCUCUUAUCGCACUUUCUGCCAAAUUUGAUGGUGCUGAUGCAAUUGCUCGACCCAGAUUGGAGCCACUGGACAAUGUUGCCUUGAAUGAAACUGAACAAAGGAGACAGGGCUUAAAUGGUCAUGAUACGUACUUGGCGUAUGCAUUCCUCUGCACUGUGUGAGAGACGCAAACAACUGUAAGCCAUUCUCUUCCAUUCAUACUCACCGAUUCACCAACACAAUUUAACCCCAGAAUGAAAAUGACAGAGCACGGAGAUAGUAACACAACAGUGUUGUGCAUAGAGCAAGCCUGGAAAUCACUUGCAGGACUGCUAUGUUUAUGCCAUUGUUUUCCACUUCUCUGAAGUUGUGUAGCACUGAUGGUACACUUGCAUAGUUUACAUUAUGUUACCUGGCACUUUUCCAUUCCCUGACACACUCCAGCACUGACAGUACUCCCUACCAGUCGACACCUUGAUCAACCAGACACAACCCUGUCUGCACACUCAACUGAAACUCCUCAGAUUCAAUGCUUGUUCAGUUUGAUAUGAAUAAACUGAGGUUGGGAUGGUGUCUGAUCAAGGAAUUGUACUGCCGCUUACGGUCUUGUUAAAGAAACAACUUGAUUAAAAAUUCUUUGUUAUUGUUAUUUUGACCAAUUCUUGUUAUUUGCAUUAGUGCUUCUAAGGUGUCCGGAAACUAAAAGUAAAAAUGAGUCUUAAAUCAGGCAGCGUCCUGUUCAUAUGUUCAAAACUGAUCAAUCUUUUGAGCUUUUCCAAAUGCCUCUGGUCAAGGGGACACACGUGGCAGCACAUCGCACUGAUGUUAUUUUGAGUCCCUCUUCUCAGUUGGUCUUCUUUCUUGGAGUUUUACCUCUGUCUCCUAAAAGGCUUUGAGUACGCCAGUGUCUUUAGCACAUUAAAAUGUGUCAUAAAAUUGUAACUGUCCUGUUUGUGUAGUUAUUUUUUUAUGUCUCGCUGUAUUUUUUUUUUCCAAUGUUGUGAGUGGACUGCAAAUUCUUGGUCCACUAUUUUUCCCCUCCAUUUUCCAAGCCAAGCACUAUGUUCAGACAAGGCCUCCACAAUAUUAGAGAUCUUUCAUUCUGGACCCGUUAAGACCAUUGUCCCAUUGUUUACAGUCUGCUAACAUAGUGGCUCAAACUAGGUAGGAAGGAAAUCAUAGAUAAGAAAUUAUUGAAUUUAUUAUAUAAAUGUGUUCAGUGUUAAAAUGAUAGUCUAUGGACUUUUUGGAAUCAGAGGAACAUCUCAUCAUUGUGUGUGUUUUUGUAGUGCUGCCUUCCUUUAUCUUAAUCCCUGAAUGAAGUUUGAACUAUCAGAUUCAGCAUAAACCAUAAUUAAAUAAUAAUUUCCGCUGAUUUAAAAUGUGUUAAUGAUAUUCGACUCCCCAUAUCUGUCUUUCCCAACCAAUAAGAUCUGCAGAGUACAACGUGGAGUGAAACAAAAAACUGUAGCUCUUGUUUGUCCCAGCGGGCUUCAGUGCCCCCCUUUCUCUUGCAAAAAAACAAUGUGCUUUGGUUUCUUCUUCUCUUAUCAACGAACUGUUAUUGAAACUUGACAUAAUGUGAUAUUUGCCAAAAUGUUUUGUCAAUAAAA